Messenger RNA from Salarias fasciatus (jewelled blenny), 2458 nucleotides. Its product is annotated as protocadherin beta-16-like. The transcript has a single exon. The record is from RefSeq and is a predicted model, not a curated record. Bases 26 to 2458 code for a protein of 810 amino acids. NCBI's taxonomy places the organism in Eukaryota, Metazoa, Chordata, Actinopteri, Blenniiformes, Blenniidae. Gene Ontology annotation, molecular function: calcium ion binding. Gene Ontology annotation, biological process: homophilic cell-cell adhesion. Gene Ontology annotation, cellular component: plasma membrane.
GAUAAUUGAUUGGAAUACCAGGAGAAUGCCUUAUUUUUGUUCGACGGAUGUGCUCGGUAGAACAAUGAAACGGCAAGUACUGUUGUUUGUCUCGGUCCUGUGUCUGCGCUCAGCGCUCAGCCAAGUCAGCUACUCCAUUCCCGAGGAAAUGGCAAAAGGCUCUCUGAUUGGAAACAUUGCUCAGGACUUAGGGUUGGAUGUUAAACGAUUGCUGGUUGGAAAAGCUCGCAUCCAUACAGGAGACAAUGCGGAGUACAUUGAGCUUAACAGGGAAAGGGGACUCCUCGUCAUCAAAGAGAAAAUAGAUCGUGAAGCUCUCUGUGCCCAUGCAACACCCUGUGCUUUACAUUUUCAGAUCGCAGUAGAAAAUCCCAUCGAAAUAUUUCCAGUGACUGUCGAAAUUACUGAUAUUAACGACAACGCCCCUGUUUUCGAUAAAGGUGAGAGGCGAUUUGAAAUUAGUGAGUCGGCAGUCGUUGGUUCUAAAUUCAUUCUCGAGAAUGCAUUAGACGCUGACAUUGGACUGAAUGGUCUCCAGAGCUAUACCCUGAAGCCCAAUGACAAUUUUAUUUUAAAAAUGCGCAGUCAAGCUGAUGUCAGAAAAAAAGUAGAAAUGAUUUUGCAAAAACCCCUCGACAGAGAGAAACAGGAGUUUGCGUCUUUGUUAUUGACAGCAGUAGAUGGAGGAGAUCCACGAAGGUCCGGAACGAUGCAGAUUCAUAUUACAGUAUUAGAUGCUAAUGAUAAUGCUCCCGUUUUCACCCAAAACGUUUACAAAGCAAGUGUCAAGGAGAACUCUGUCAGAGGAACACUGAUUACUAAAGUGAGUGCCUCCGAUGCAGACAAAGGCUCAAAUGGAGAGAUUAGCUAUGUUAUUGUCAAUCGUAUGAGGGGAAUAUCAACGUUGUUUCACGUUGACAAAGACGGAAGCCUCAUACUAAAUGGUCCGAUCGAUUAUGAAAAAUCUAAAGAAUAUGAGAUUGAUAUCGAGGCUGUCGAUAAUGGAGGUCUCUCUGAUUCUAGCAAGGUAAUUAUAGAUGUGUAUGAUAUCAAUGACAACAGUCCAAUUAUCAAUAUAAUUUCAUCAUCAAAUACGAUCGGAGAGGAUUCGCGUCUGGACACCGUUGCUGCUGUAAUGAGUGUACAUGAUCCCGACUCCGAGGAAAAUGGAAAAGUUAUUUGUGUGUUAAACAGAAAUAUCCCGUUUUCAAUUGUUUCUACUUCGAGAAAUAUUUAUAGCAUCGUGACGGAUAAUGAUUUGGACCGAGAGACAUCAUCUGAAUAUAACAUCACAGUGACCUGCUCUGAUAAAGGAGUGCCUUCCCUCUCCAGCAGCGUCACUCUCACCUUACAGAUCUCUGAUGUUAAUGAUAACGCACCUGUCUUUGAGAGAAGCUCAUAUGAAGCCUACAUAGUAGAAAACAACACACCAGGCGUCUCUAUAUUCACAGUGAAAGCCACUGAUGAUGACUGGAACCAGAAUGCCCGUGUUUCUUACAUACUGGAGGACUCCUCUGUGAACGGAGUGCCAGUCUCCUCAUAUGUGUCCGUCAGUGCAGACAGUGGAGUCAUCCAUGCAGUGCGCUCUUUUGACUACGAGCAGAUCAAAGAUUUCCAGUUUCUUGUCAAAGCUCAGGAUGGAGGCUCUCCGCCACUCAGCAGCAACGUGACAGUGAAAAUGCGGAUCCAGGACCAGAACGACAACCCCCCUCAGGUCCUGUACCCAGUGCAGACUGGUGGCUCUGUGGUGGCUGAGAUGGUGCCUCGUUCAGCAGAUGUGGGCUAUCUGGUGACCAAAGUGGUGGCUGUUGAUGUGGACUCUGGACAGAAUGCCUGGCUCUCAUAUAAACUCCAGAAGGCCACAGACAGAGCGCUGUUUGAAGUGGGAUUACAGAAUGGAGAAAUCAGAACUAUCCGCCAAGUCAAUGAUAAAGACGCAGUCAAACAACGACUGACUGUCAUAGUGGAGGACAACGGACAGCCCUCUCGUUCAGCUACAGUCAUUGUGAACGUGGCGGUGGCGGACAGCUUCCCUGAAGUGCUGUCAGAGUUCACUGACCAGAUCCACGACAAGGAGUACAAUGACAACCUGACUUUUUACUUGGUGUUGGCUCUGGCUGUGGUUUCCUUCCUGUUCAUCACCUGUGUGGUGGUGAUUAUCUCAGUGAAAAUCUACAGAUGGAGACAGUCCCGCAUCCUGUAUCAGUCCAACCUGCCUGUGAUUCCAUAUUAUCCACCACGUUACUCAGACACUUUGGGGACAGGGACUCUCCAACAUGUGUACAACUACGAGGUGUGCAGGACGACAGACUCCAGAAAGAGUGACUGUAAGUUCGGCAGAGCUGGUAGUCAGAACGUGCUGAUCAUGGACCCCAGUUCAACAGGGACGAUGCAGCGGAUACAGAGUGAGAAGAGCAUCCUGGAUGAACCCGACUCUCCUCUAGAGGUUAGAAUUUGA